This is a messenger RNA of Danio rerio (zebrafish), 4367 nucleotides long. NCBI's taxonomy places the organism in Eukaryota, Metazoa, Chordata, Actinopteri, Cypriniformes, Danionidae. The record is from RefSeq and is a predicted model, not a curated record.
AUACACACACUGUUUUCCGGUUGUUUUCAUGAUGUGUAAUAUUCAUUAUGAACAAUUGUGUAAUAUAAGCUGUUAUAAUAAUUUUAUGAUACUAGAUGAAACUCAUAAGUGAGAGCUGUGGAGCAGUGAUGCUCCAUCAUCAUCACCAUCAUCUUUAUAGCGCAGAGGAGGCGCGUCUCCUUUAAUUUGCCCACGCUGUACAGCCUUGGUGGAGCAGCAGCUCACUGUAUGCCUUUGUAUGCGCAGCAGUGCUCAACUGCAGCCUGAACUGCUCGCCCUUGCACAACAAUUAUGAGUAAAAGACGAAAAGUUGGACUUUGAGAUGAAUGGCUCGCUCGCGCCGCGCCACUCCCUAAAAUGAAGGAGGAAAACACAAGUAAGCGCAAGAGGAAUACCGGAGCAUUUCUCCAUGGAUAUUUUGCAUCUUGAAAACAACUCGGGAAGGUUGACUUAUACAUUUUUUAUUGGUCUUUCUAUUCCCUUAGUUUAUGCAUGCGUUAAUGCAUCGAUGCCUUGAAUGAAAGGAAAUGCGUGAAUGCCUUUAACACAGUAAUGCAUGGGCAUGCUUUGAUCAUCCACCUAGAGCUUGGAGCCUCUCUAUCGCUGAAGCAUGUCGCUGCAGACACCUCGCGCUUAACGGGUUAAAACGCUGAGCACAGCCGGUGUGAUGUGUUUUUCAAGGGUGCAUGAGCCUGGGAUCUGAAUAUUCGUAAACCAAAAAUCAUUUUUGGGGACAAUUGGACAACACCCUUAAACGGACGCGGUGUGCAAGGGGGAAAAACAAACAAACAAAAAACAACCCAAAUUAUGACUGGGAACAUCUGAUGCUCUAUGGAUUUUCGCCCAUAAGAUGAGCACGUUUGCUCAACAACAAGAUGCUGCCACUCCUCAGAGCAUCAUUUCGGCCGUCAAGCUCGUAUUCAGGCAAUUCUCCUCAAUCUCUUAUUGUAUCUCUGAAUUGAGUCGAGGCAACACUGUGAGGACACUGGGGGCGGCAGAUUUUGCUGACCUUAGCAUCUUUGGACCGUUUCAAUGGAAAGCUCUUUGCAAAUAACGCCUUGAGGGAGCUCCCCUUCGUUCAUUUCUCAGAGACGCGCCGCUGUAUGCUUCCCGUGCAUCCUGAAGGCGUUUACGGCUGGAUCUGCUCGAGACCGGCGCAGGAGAUCUGGCGCAGCGAGCAGGGGGAAGAGCAGGAUCUUUGCAGUAUACCUGUAAUGAAAGGCUGCUGAAAGAAAUCAAUGACCCUGGCAACCAGACGGUUCAUUAGUUCUGCUGGUGUCAUGUAAACAUAAUCAUUUAACAAGUUAUUUCUCUGGCGCGUUGGGGAUGCUUGCAGUGUUUCCUUGGAUCUAAUGCAAGAAAAGGGGGCUGACAAUUGAAAGGGAGUCCCACAUUUCCCCACUGAAGUUUUUAGAAGCAACAACCAUUGCAUCCUGACCCUAAACUGCAGGUUGCCUUCAUUCACAGCAUGACUGUUGCCACGGGUGACCCAGCCGAUGAAGCCGCAGCUCUCCCGGGUCAGCCACAGGACACAUAUGACCCGGAACCAGACCAUGAGUGCUGCGAAAGGGUGGUCAUUAACAUCUCUGGUCUGCGCUUUGAGACGCAGCUCAAAACUCUGUCUCAGUUCCCAGAGACAUUGCUUGGAGACCCUAAAAAGAGAAUGCGCUACUUCGACCCUCUGAGAAAUGAGUACUUUUUUGACAGGAACCGCCCAAGUUUUGAUGCCAUUCUCUAUUACUACCAGUCAGGCGGCAGGCUCCGGAGGCCUGUCAAUGUGACACUGGAUAUUUUUUCAGAGGAGAUACGUUUUUAUGAGCUUGGGGAAGAAGCCAUUGAGAUGUUCAGGGAGGAUGAAGGAUUUAUUAAGGAAGAGGAGAAACUACUGCCAGAGAAUGAGUUUCAGAGGCAGGUAUGGCUGCUUUUUGAGUACCCUGAAAGUUCAGGGCCUGCCCGGAUUAUUGCUAUAAUUUCAGUCAUGGUUAUUCUCAUAUCCAUAGUCAGUUUUUGCCUGGAGACACUUCCAGUUUUUCGCAAUGAAGAAACGGAUAUGCACAAAGCAUACAGAACCGACUCCAACUCAACAAUUAGCUAUACUUCCACUUACUUUACUGACCCUUUCUUCAUCUUGGAGACACUUUGCAUCAUAUGGUUUUCCUUUGAGUUCCUGGUGAGAUUCUUUGCAUGUCCAAGCAAAGCAGGCUUCUUUGUCAAUAUAAUGAACAUCAUUGAUAUUGUGGCUAUAAUACCUUACUUUAUCACCUUGGGAACAGAGCUUGCAGAGAAAGCUGAAGAUGGUCAGCAAGGUCAACAAGCCAUGUCUCUUGCCAUCUUGAGGGUCAUCAGAUUAGUGCGAGUCUUCAGGAUCUUCAAACUUUCCCGGCAUUCAAAAGGGCUGCAGAUUCUUGGCCAAACACUCAAGGCCAGCAUGAGAGAGCUUGGGCUGCUUAUCUUUUUUCUCUUCAUUGGAGUCAUCCUGUUCUCAAGUGCCGUUUACUUUGCUGAAGCGGACGAGCCUGACUCGCAGUUUGUAAGCAUCCCAGAUGCCUUCUGGUGGGCUGUGGUUUCAAUGACAACAGUAGGGUAUGGUGACAUGGUUCCUACUACCAUUGGAGGCAAAAUCGUGGGAUCCCUGUGUGCUAUCGCUGGUGUGCUGACCAUUGCAUUGCCUGUGCCUGUCAUAGUCUCAAACUUCAACUACUUCUACCAUCGAGAGACAGAGGGAGAGGAACAGGCCCAGUACCUUAACGUGACCAGCGUCCCCAAGAUAGAUUCCUCAGAGGACCUGAAAAAGAGCCGCAGCGGGUCAACCAUGAGCAAGUCUGACUACAUGGAAAUUCAAGAGGCUGUUAACAACAGUAAUGAGGACUUCCGAGAGGAGAACAUCAAGACCGCCAAUUGCACCCUAGCCAACACUAACUAUGUUAACAUCACCAAAAUGCUUACAGAUGUAUAACCACUUUGAUCUGCCUUGAUGAAGAAGGUGGAAAUAAAGAAAGGGUGUACAAACCCCAGUUUGAAAGGCUCCAAAUGCCUCAUGCAAGAGUAUCAAGACAGGAGAACUGGAAUGUGUCCAUUUGAGUGAAGGAACAGUGAAGAAGUCCUGUCCAUCAUUCCAUCUCCAUUCCCUCUUACAAGAAUUGGGAAACAUGAUUGGUGGGGGACGUUGUUUUGCAUCCUUGUGUUCAGUGUCUGCAUGGAGUUUGUCCUUUCUGUGUGACUGUUCUAGUAGUCGUUCUGCUUGCAACAGUAGCCAAAUCGUAGCCUAACCAUUUAGAUACAAGUGUAGCAUAGAGGGACCAAUUCCUGACUCUCAUUCCCCCAUUCACUGCCAACCUGAAGAUCCCUUGAGUCUUUUUCAAGUAUAUUUGUACCUGGGAAGAAUUUUGUCACUCCAAAUUGCUCAAGAGAUAACAAGAAUCACAAUAGAGGAUGUAUUUCUCUGAAAAAUGCACAAAUACCGCUUGUCCUGCCAGCCAAAGCAGUGUACCAUGUACCUAAAAUUUUUCACAUUCCAUCUUGUGACGGAAAAAUGCAUGACCAAUUUUUGGGGUGUCCGGAAGGCCAGUUACAGAGCACCCUUUUUAAAUUUUCAAACGUCGUCCCUCUUUUGCUGCUAGAGUAAAAAUAACUGAAAGUGUAGAAGAGAUUGUUUUGAAGUUGACCAUUUUUCCAUCGUCGUCAUUCCUCUAUACUGCAUGAGUAGCUGCCCGCCAUUGCAUAAUUUCCGUCACAUACUUUUCCCAGCAUUGUAAACUUACAAGCAUUCCAUGUGUGUGAGCAAUGUCUUUUUUUUAACUAAAAAAUAGUGUAGGUUUUUACUGGGACAUUGCAGCCAAUAACAGCAAAACACUAGCUCACCAAGUCAGGUCACCAAAGAUCAAGUUCACUGCCGCUGUUUAUUGCAUCUUUAUGUUUUUAUUUUGACAUUUCAUGGUGCAUCCAGCCCAUAAAAUGAUGCUGGAGAAUAUGGAUAAAAAGGUAUGACAAUUCUGCUUCCUUGAAUAGCUUUUGUAAGAGAUAGGGAAUAUUCUGCUACUUUUGUGGUGCAUGUCUGGUACAAUUUCCUUGUAGCAUGCAUGUGGUAAGAAUGAUACUUACAAAACUAGAAAUAAGUAUUCAUAUCUUUAUCAAUUUAUUUUUCUCUGUGAGAUUAACAGUAUGUGCAAUAUUAGAAAAGCUUGAUUUUUUUUUUAAGGUUACAAUAUUUUGUAAGUAGUUUUUUGCUACUUGGGUCGAACACUGAGAUGUUUGUUGAUUUUCAUAGAUUGUUUUUUUAGAGAUCUAAAUUGAAAAUCGCAACUGUAAUACCUGAUUUAGUAACACGGACUUCUGAUGAUUUUGCCUCAUUAAAUGUUGGUACCUUA